Ostreococcus tauri is the source of this 173-nucleotide messenger RNA. RefSeq names its product unnamed product. The record is from RefSeq and is a predicted model, not a curated record. Lineage: Eukaryota; Viridiplantae; Chlorophyta; Mamiellophyceae; Mamiellales; Bathycoccaceae. The transcript has a single exon. The annotation marks the transcript as partial.
AUGGCGGCGGCGGCGGACGCGAAAGCCAUCGUCUUGGCCUCGACGUGCGUCCUCGUCGCGACGUGCGCGACGCACUUCGGCGCGGGCCGAGCGCUGUGGAGCGAUCGAGGAUGGCGGGCGUGGCAGCCGAUGCGCGGACGGCGCGCGUUCGUGGCGCUGCAGCCGGUGGGGUG